AUCAUCAAUCGAUAUGUUCGAAUUGUUUAUAUGUUAGGACACGCCUUGUUUUGGUGAUAUUUCCAGUUACUUGGUUUAAAUGUAACUUUUGGUUUUUUUGUUAUUCACGUUAAUUCAUAUUUAAUACAUAAAUGUACAUGAACUAAUAACUCUUUUUAAGACAAAAGAAUAAGGAAAAUGUGUGCUAAAAAAUCAAGUAGUGUUGGAACACCUAGUGUCUACUCUUAUGUCACAAGAUCAACUUCAAACUUGAAGUCUACGAGAUCCUUGAGAUCUCUUAAAAUUCCUUGGUAUAAACGACCACUAGUUCAAGAUGCAUUCAUUAUUGAUAUACAACGAGCUUCCAUGAUCACUGGGAUUUACUCAUUAGGACUGAGUAUUUUUACAAUAUUUACUGGGAUAUUUGAUCUAUAUUCUUAUGUUAUGGCUGCUCCAGGUUCAGUUCAUUAUGGAUACUAUUUUAUUAGUUAUCAGUUUGUUUAUGUUGGCAAUAAACAUGUGAGAAACACAUUGGUUCUUUUUGCUCUUUUCUCAGUGCUUGCAGCUAUGGCUAUAUUUGUUACAAGUAUUAUGCUCAUAUUAGCAUUAAGGAAGGAACAUGAAAAGAAAAUGGUACCAUGGCUGUAUUCUUUUGCAUUGUUCACAGUAUUACGAGUAUUGGCUUGGAUAUUUUUCACAACUGUCAACGAUCUAAUUUUCUCUUAUAACAUUAUCAUGGUUCUUCUUUGGGCGAUAUUCUGUGUGUUGAAUGCAUAUGGAUGGGUUCUCGUCUAUUCCCUUUAUUUAGAGCUAAUUGAUUUGACAAAGCUUGAAGAUUUGGCCCAUCUCAGGGUAUGUUUUUUAUUCUUAUUAAUUUUGAUGUUUCAUAAUUUCAUUAUCAUUUUUACUUUUAUGAAAGAAAAAAAAAGAACUUUACCAAUAAAAAUGUCUCUUAUGUGUUCAUUGCUGGACACCAUGUACCUUUAUGUGUGUGUGGACUAAACUUUCAGAUGGGUACAAUGCAGUCUCUGAAUGCAUCCGUGGCACAGUCUCUUGCUGGGUCACGGCCGACAACUCCUCACAGCACAGUCUCCACACAACCAGUUCAGUAGUUGAGUACAAUGGCAUCUCUAGCAGCCUCUACUGCUCCUUCUCUUGCUGGCUCUAGACCAACUACUCCGCACAGUACAGUUUAUACUAUACCAACGCCAACAGAUGUUUAAAAUACGUUUUAAGUGAAGACCAAUCAAGAUGGCUAGAAGUUCAUUUGUAAUGAGCAUUAAUUGUGGCCAUACAUGUUUGACAUGAAGAAAGAAAUAAGCAAAACCUAAUAAGUUCGUCAAACUUAAAAAAAAUUGGCACUAAUCUAUUUUAUAAGAUAAGUCAAUUUACUCAUUGACCAUCUCUGGCAUUUAUUUUACCAGCUGCUUUUAUAUGCUGUAGCAUUUUGUAUAUAUACUUCACUAACUAAGGAAAUACUUCUUAAUUUAUACUAAGGCUUCACAACAUUUAUGUGGGCUUUUUAUAAAACUGUUAUCUAUUUUUGUGCAUAUAGUUUAUAUUAGUCUAUACCUUCAGUAACAUGACUUAAGUCUGAGGAUAUUUUUAUUUUGAUUCAGUCACUUUUAUCAUUUGAUUUUUCAUAUUAUAUAUUUUUAUAAAUAGAAAUGCUACAAAGCAUAAAUGUUUUAGACUGUUUUUAGUAUUGAUCUGAUAUAAAAAAUGAGCUUUAAUACUUCCGUCCAAUAAUUAAUAAUUAAGAUUAUUUUUUAUCUAUUUUUCUGAACACUGUAGUUUAUUUUGUAAUUUUAUAUUAUUAUAUGUUCAGUGUUCAGCUGUUAUUUAUAUUUUGUUACUUUUUAAAAAAUUAUUUUAUAGUACUAAAUUUUUUAUUCAUCACAAUGUAUUAAUGGAUUGGUUAAUAAAUUUUGUUACCAAUA
This is a messenger RNA of Nezara viridula (southern green stink bug), 1919 nucleotides long. Lineage: Eukaryota; Metazoa; Arthropoda; Insecta; Hemiptera; Pentatomidae. The record is from the annotation of a GenBank genome assembly.